Molecule: messenger RNA, 1985 nt
Organism: Klebsormidium nitens
Lineage: Eukaryota; Viridiplantae; Streptophyta; Klebsormidiophyceae; Klebsormidiales; Klebsormidiaceae
Source: the annotation of a GenBank genome assembly
GAAAGCUUUGAUACCUAGAAAAUUGCUUCAUGCAAGUUCAAUUCCUUUGCAAGGGUGUGCGCACUGUACUGCGGCAUGCCCGUUCUCCGCUAGUCGUGCUCAUGCCGCUUCGUAUUCGCACAUUCAGUGCGGCACAGCUGACCACCGUCGAAAUUACAACUUUCUGUACUGAGCUCAAGUAUCAAAGUAUUAAAAGUGGGUAUAUAGGUAACAUCAAAAAGUAGAAGAAGGAAGCAGCAUUUCCUGGUUCUGCCAGAAAGCUGAGCUCCCCAGUCUGACGGGUGGAAGUCUGUCUUCAUUGCUUUCUCAGUACUUUCUCCUGAGCUCGAUCAAACCGGCGCUCAAACUUGGGGACACAAAGAAGCGGCCGCAACACCACUUGCAGAACCAAAGGCGACCACAGCUAGAGUCAAAUGGCGCGGCUUCCGCUGAAGUUCCUGACUGCGGCGCUUCUCCUUCAGCUCUUUCUGGCUGUGCUCGCCAUGGGAAGCUCCCAGGGGAUUCCAAAUACAGCCCACGCCACCCCCCUGCAGGAAAGGUCCGACAGUGCCGUCACCCAACGACAGCUUCUGCAGGCAUUGCCCUCGAGCUCCUUUCUUCCAAACAUCACAAUUCCCCCCUUCUUGCUGAACAUAACUGCAGCGCAGGCGUAUAACCUAUCAAGCGUAAACCGGACGCUUAUCCUCUCGCAGCUGAGGGUGUCGCCAAACUUGACUGAGCUGUUUGGAGAGAAUGUGACGAGGGAUUAUGUGGAGACGCUGGUAGACCAGACGCUCCCCCUUGUGCUGGCGUGCGCAUCCAAUGCGACCGGCGACCUGUUCGUCUGCUUCAGGACCUGGCAAGCGGUGUUCAACAAGAGCUCCCUCAAUGCCACCGAGGAGCAGUUCCGCUUCGCCGUCUUCGUCAACAACACCCGGGCCAUCGUCGCCCAGAACGCCGCCCUGGUCAGCUUCUUCACGCUCCCUAACCGAGUUGUCAACCAGACCCAGAUUGCGCAACUCUUCCUCGAGAUGGAGUUGCCCCUGGAAGUCGUACGGCUGCUCAACUCCACACAGCUUGUGGGCUUGCACGAGUACAUCGACCGCACGCGGGCGGAGCUCAGGGGGCGUUACCAAGGGGCGCUUCCCGACGAGCCGCCUCUCGGGGGAAAUGUCACACUGACGGAUGAGCCGAUCGGCGCGCUUCCCAACGAGCCGCCUCUCGGGGAAAAUGUCACGGCGAUCGGCACGCGGCGGCUGCUUCAGAGCACCGGUGCCCCCCGCUCUUCAAACUGGAUUGAGUAUGCCAACCCAAUCAAAGAUCAAGGCCUAUGCGGGUUCUGCUGGGUGUUCUCAGCCACGGCAAGCCUGGAGAUAAUGAACAACAUGAUUGUGAAACGCGUCGUCUACAACCGCUCUGAAGAGGCGAUCGUCGACUGCCUAGGAAUAAAGUGCGACCCGGGCGGCGGCAAGGUGGAGUGGUCUUCGUGGGUGCCCAAAAACAGGUUUUGGCCGUCGGCGUGGAGGGUUCCAUACCAACAAGGGAACGGGGACACUACGCAAUGCCCCGCGGGCACCCCCGAAUUUUGGUUCAAGAGCCUGGUCAAGUGCCCCUACAACUGGGCGAACUGGAAGAAAAUCCUGGACGUCCAGCCAACGCUCUUGUACUUCAACACGGAGCAGCUCAAUGACGAGUACAAGGGCCCCAAAAUCUACGACAAGAGCUGCGUCUUCGCAACACAGACCAAUCACAUUGUGUUGGCAUACGGUUACAACUCGAUGACGGAGCGCAACGGUGACGUGGUCGAGUACCUUCUCUUCCGCAAUUCUUGGGGGAAGAGCUUCGGCUUUGGCGGCAACGGAGCUUUUGCGAUGACCAGGAAUGGCAAAGACCUCCACUUGUGCGCCUCGACUAGGGCUGGGAUCGUUUUCCACACCAACCCAAAGAUUCCCGGCCUGCCGAACCUUGUCUGCGACUACGUGACUCUAACCAACGUAAUCAACUAG